UUCUCCGAUCUCUCUUCUUCUGCUUCGUUCUUCUCAGCGUUUUACUUUUUCAGUUUCUAAGACCAACGAUCUGAAGGAAAAUGGAAGGACCGCGUCCUGUUUGGGCAGUCAAGGUGAUCAUGGUGAUCGUGAUUGCAUCGAUCUUCUUCCGUUGCGUCUCUGCAAGGAACCACACGGUUGGAGGACCAAACGGUUGGGAUUUAGCGUCCAACCUGCAAGUCUGGUCUCGUUCUUCGACGUUUUACACCGGCGACAAUCUAGUGUUCAGCUACACACCAAACCACGACGUCCUGGAGGUGAACCAGCUGGACUUCGCCAGGUGUCGCACCAUCAACCCACUCGCCACCCACCGCGACGGCGAGACAGUGGUGCCGCUGACCAACACUGGCACCAGGUUCUUCAUCUGCGGCCGCCGCGGACACUGCACUAGGGGACUCAGACUUAUGGUCCAAGUCCUCGAUCUCCCUUCUGCAGCUCCAGCAUUCCCACCCGCCGAAGAAAGUGCAGCCUCCGAACCUACCAUAGGGAAACGGGCUCCUCCGCCAGGUAAAGGGGACAAGUCGUCGCCGCCGCCGCCUGCCGCCAUGGGAGCAGCACCAGCCAAGAGUCCGGGUGCUGAAGCACAUUGCAGUGUAGGAGUGCGCAUUGGAGGCUGGGUGUGGUGCUGUCUAGCUCUGGCUGCUGUCCUGGUAAUGUUUUCUGAUCUUUAUCUCAUUGAUGAGUUCAAUUAGUACAAAUAUCUCUCACUGAUGGCAUGACUCAUAGAUACUUGGGUUGGGUUGAUGAUCAAUUGAUAAUCGGUGAAAUCUUGAAGCAGUUGAUCAUUUUGCUUUUUUUUUUUUUGAAUUGCACUCUGACUCUCUGGCUAAUAUGAAAAGGAAAUAUAUGGCCUUGCGAAAUUUUUUUGAAAUACAAUUGAUAUUGCCUCAUGCUCAUGCAUGAUUGUUG
Molecule: messenger RNA, 948 nt
Organism: Vitis riparia (riverbank grape)
Lineage: Eukaryota; Viridiplantae; Streptophyta; Magnoliopsida; Vitales; Vitaceae
Product: uclacyanin 1-like
Exons: 3
Coding region: 81-731 (216 amino acids)
Cellular component (GO): plasma membrane
Molecular function (GO): electron transfer activity
Source: RefSeq, a predicted model, not a curated record